AUGGCGGUUGCAGAAGCCAUAGCAAUCGAGGCUGCGAAAGCCAUGAUACAGUUAAUGGCUGCUCGGCCAUUAGAGGAGCAACGACUCGCUUGGGGUUUCAAGGAUCACCUACGAAAACUCAACACGAAAUUAAAUUACAUCAAAGCAUUCUUGAAUGACAUGGGAAGUGCCAAGAAAGAAAUUGAAGUCCAACUUGUAAAUUGUUGGCUACAAAAUAUCAAAGAUGUCGUCUAUUUUGCGCAAGAUAUCAUGGAUGAGUACGCCUAUGAAAUCCUCCGUAGGAAACUCGAGCUAAAUAGUAAUGCAUCGAGAAAACGUUUACGUCUCCACAAUGUGAUGUUUAAGCGAUCGAAUAGAAUCAAGUUCCGUUAUCGGAUGACUCGUAAGGUGACCGAGAUCCUUGCCAAGUUUGAUGAGCUCGAAAACGAUGCAAAAAAUUAUGGGCUUAAGGCCGUGAAGUUGGCAACAGAUGCACGUACAUCUACUUAUAAUGAUGAUAAUAUGAAUGAAUAUUAUUGUAUGUUGAAGCAAGCUCGACAAAAUGCGGGUGUUGAAGAUGCAUCUGAGUUUGUUGGAAGGAAGAUUGAUGAGGAGAAGUUACUGCAAAUGAUAUGUUCUUCACCUGAAAAAGUAAUUCUUGCUUGUCUUGGCAAGACUACUUUAGCUAGGCGUUUAUAUAACAAUGAGCAAGUUAUUCGGCAUUUUGCAAAGCGAAUUUGGGUAUCUAUGUCAGAAGAUUUUGAUGCUAAAAGAGUUUUGAAGGAGAUGGUUGAAUGUCCAUCAAAAAAAACUUACUUAACUAGCACUCAUGCAAUUAUUAAUCAGCUUCAAGAAGAGAUCAAGUCAAGUAAAUUCUUGCUCGUCUUAGAUGAUGUAUGGAACAAAAAUGAUGAUAUGUGGAGUUCUCUACACCGUUUGCUGCAGAGAAUAGGGAAUUCUGCACAUAGUGUGAUUUUAAUUACUACUCGUAGCAACGAGGUUGCUAUGGAAGCCAAAGCUCAUACACACUUGAUGUCAGGAUUAUCAGAUGAGGAAAGUUGGGCUCUUUUCAAGCAGCAGUUUAGAGCUAGGGAGACAUUGCUUAAUGUUCCGUGUUUUGAAGAAGUUGGGAGGACGAUUGUUGAGAAGUGUAAGGGUGUUCCGUUGGCAAUAAAAAUGAUGGGAAGAUCACUGGAAUCAAAAAGGUAUUUGUAUGAGUGGGAAAAAAUAGAAAAAAGUGAGCUAUGGCAUGUAGAAUAUGCUACAAAAAAUAGAAAAGGAAGCCAUAUCCUACCAUCACUAAUGUUGAGCUUUCACCAUUUACCUUCUUUGUCAUUGAAGCAGUGUUUUGCUUAUUGUGCAAUUUUCCGUAAAGAUUUCCCUAUGGAAAAAGGUGAUUUGAUUGCUCUUUGGAUGGCGCAAGGCUUCCUUCACAAACACGAAACAAGCUUAACAAUGGAGGAGAUUGGUGAGGAGUUUUUAGAAAUACUGUCAAAGAAUUUGUUCUUGGAAGGAAAAGAAAGUGAGAAAACAGGACGGAUGAUAUCUUAUAAGAUGCAUGAUUUGGUGCAUGAUCUAGCAGUGUAUGUAUUGCGUAAGGACUUGUUGGUAUGGAGUAAAGAAGCAAAACCAAAUAGUGACAUUGAGUGUAGACAUUUAGUAGGGAAUUUGUUUACAGUAAGAUACCUGAGAACUCUUAUAACUGACGGGAUUGACCUUCGAAUUGUGCCGGCUUCCAUUGGGAAGUUAAAACUUCUCAAGUAUCUAGACUUAUCAAACAAUCCGUUCAAAAAGUUACCAGAGUCUAUCACUAAGCUCUACCAAUUACAAACUCUGAAACUUACAGGCUGCAAAGAACUGACAGAGCUACCAAAUGAAUUGCAUAAGUUGGUAAACUUAAGACACAUUAUGACAACAGAUCAUAGCGUGUUUGCAUCUGAAGGAUUACGACAAUUAACAUGCCUGCAGACCUUACCUGAUCUUGCAUUGCGUGAUGGAGAAGGAUGGAACAUUGAUGAAUUAGGCUCUUUACAUGAAGCUAGAGACGGGCUCUCUAUCUCAGGUCUUGAACAUGUGAAGAGUGAAGCUGAAGCAAGGAAAGUUGAGCUCAGAAAAAAGGUCAAGCUUUUGCGAUUGCACCUAGUUUGGUCUGGUAAUAGAGUAGACAGCAACACUGAUACUGAUGAGGAAGUUCUGACUGGCCUUGAACCUCACCUUGGUAUAAUAGCACUGGCUAUAGUUGGCUUCAAUGCCGAAAAGUUUCCAUCAUGGAUGAUGAGGAUGGCUGUUAAAUCCGGGGCACCAAGAAGUAAGAUACUACCUCUUAGCAAUCUCAAAGAAAUAAAACUCGUGGAUUGCAGAAGAUGUCGAUUUCUUCCCACACUCGGUCAGUUGCCAUUUCUUAAGUAUCUAUACCUAGAUAAAUUAGCUGUAGAACGCAUAGACGAUCACUUCUAUGUUAGUGAUCAGGAUCUUCACAAGCAAAUAGAAAAACUAUUUCCAGCUUUGCGAGAGCUUCAGAUCUGGAACUUUGACAGUCUGACAGAAUGGAUGCAGCCAUCGCCAACACUUGGGGCAAUCACCUUUCCUUGCCUGGAAAUUUUAGAGGUUAUGAACUGCCCUCUUCUGGAAACAAUACCGGCCCUGAAAUUUGAAUCACUGAAACGAUUAAGAAUUCAAGAAUUUCCUGGUACUCAAUCCUUGGACAGUGUCAUCAGUUAUAGCAGCAGUCUCACAUCAUUAGAAGUUUGCGAGAUACUAAAAAUGAAGAGAUUGCCUCAGGAGGUAUCAAGCUUUACAAACCUACAGAAAUUGAAUGUAUGGGGCUGUCAAGAACUUGAGUCUUUGCCCAAUGGACUGCCAGCAUCUCUCAAGACCUUGGACAUAAGACAAUGUCCUGCCCUAGCUUCACUUCCUGAUGAUCUUUUUCGGAACCUAUUAUCUUUGUGUAAGCUGAGUAUAUUCAGAUGCAGCAGGUUAAAAAGGAUUUCAACUAGUUUGCAGGAAUGUGCAUCUUUAAAGGAACUGAACAUAAAGCAAUGUCCAUCAAUAGAAGGUUCACAAACAGAUUUAAGCAAGUUGAUUGGUCUCGAAGAGUUGUGGGUUAAUGAAGCAGGAGAGUACAACUUCCAUACUACAAGUACUGCAACAUUUUACAUCUCUAAUGGAGUUGAGUAUUGGUGGAUUUAA
Chenopodium quinoa (quinoa) is the source of this 3168-nucleotide messenger RNA. RefSeq names its product putative disease resistance protein RGA3. The record is from RefSeq and is a predicted model, not a curated record. The transcript has 3 exons. Gene Ontology annotation, biological process: defense response to other organism. The coding region runs from base 1 to 3168 and encodes 1055 amino acids. Lineage: Eukaryota; Viridiplantae; Streptophyta; Magnoliopsida; Caryophyllales; Amaranthaceae. Gene Ontology annotation, molecular function: protein binding; ADP binding.